AGAAGUAAUGACCGAAUAUCAUAAUAAGCAUAUUGAAAUGAAAAUUCUUUGAAAAUUAAUAAUAAAAGAAUUGCCGUCAAUCAUGUCAAAACAAAAAGAUUCCGAUGAUGAUGAUAAUAAUAAUGUUUAUGGUCCUGUAUUGCCAGCGAAUUUUUUGAAAUCAAAAAAUGAUGAAAAAUCAAAAUCGAAUAUUAAUAACGAAGACGACGACGAAAAUGAUGAUGAGGUUUAUGGUCCAAUUUUGCCAUCAUCAUCAUCAUCAUCAUCAUCAUCAGUUAUUGGACCCGUAAUUGGACCAAGCUUACCAAUCAAUUUUAAUUCAUCUAAACAACUGAAUGAACAUAAUAAUAAUAAUAAUGCUGAUGUUGAUGAUGACGAUUUCAUUAUAGGACCAUUACCUCCGGGCGAAAUCGAUUUGAAUCAUAUUCAUAAUCAAAAUCGAUCAAUUCGAAAUGAAACGGAUGGACCGAAAAGAGAAAAAUGGAUGCUUGAACCAGGUAAAUCACUUGGUCGAGCAUUUCAAGUGCCCACUAAAUCGAUAACGAAAUUUAGCCAGAAAACGCCUAAAGAUAAACGUUUAACCGAAGAUGAAAAAAUGGAAAUUCAUGCAAAAGCACAAAAAGAUAAAAAAAUGGAAGAAUUUCUUGAAAAAUAUGAUAAAACCAAUAAACGUGAACAAUCAUUAAUGGAAAUACAUCGACAAGAUUUACGAAAAAACAAGAAAUCAAAAACCACCACCACCACAUCAUCACAAGCUGAACGACGUGAAUUUGAUCGUGAAAAAGAUCUUUGUGCACCACAAAUGGAUUCAAAACGAAAAAAAACAUUAAUCACCGAAGCAUCGAAUACAUUUGGAACAAAAUUUUCGCGUGGAAAAUUUGAAAAAUUUUUAUAAUAAGAAUCUCAAUCCAAAAAGAAAAAUACAAAU
Molecule: messenger RNA, 928 nt
Organism: Dermatophagoides farinae (American house dust mite)
Lineage: Eukaryota; Metazoa; Arthropoda; Arachnida; Sarcoptiformes; Pyroglyphidae
Source: RefSeq, a predicted model, not a curated record